CUGGCAUCUGUGAUAAUCGAAAUGCCUAAUGAAGAGAUCUGAGUCAAUCUUAUACCUUGACUGAAACAUUCUUGUAUCUAUUUGGCAAACUACUAUGCAUAUAAGAAGGAACGAACAAGUCAUGAACUCUAACUAUUAGCAUUUAAAUUUAAGAACUGCCGUACGACUUUGGACACGACAUAAGCAAGCGCCUACUGUGUCUCUCACUUCACGGAAUGCGAGCGGGGAAGAGCAAAUUUUGGAAACGCGGCGCUGCGGCCCUCCUCCCGUUUUCCGUCCCUGGCUCCCUGCUGCCGUCCGACCCUCUCAUUCGCUCCGCUACACUCGCAUCGUUCCCUCAUCCCGAUCGUCAAACCCUAGCUCGCUGGCAGAUCGGCCUAGAAGGAGUGACUCUUCUCGUCUGAAGCAUUUCAGGUCUUAGGAAGUUGAAAUAGAAGCUGACAUGGCUACACAAACUCCUAUGGUUGUUCAAAAUGAAAAUUUGCAUAUUGACAGAGGCAAAGGUGCCAAUGUCUCAAAAGCUGUUCUUCUGCCCAAGCCAGCGAAGUUGGUGCGUCAAGAUCGUAAAGCCCUAAGGGAUCUUUCAAAAGUAGGAAAGCCUAUCGUGUCUGGUGCAUCCAAGGCUCCCACAUUGAAAAAGAAAACUGGAUUCCUUGCUCCUGAAAGCAAAGUUGAACCAAAGGGCAAUUAUCUCACUGAUGAAGAGAUAAAGCAAUGCCAGGAGUGGGCCAAAGAGGGAAUUGAGCAGGUUCAUUUUACAGGAAUGGACUCGCGAAGACUUCAACAGCAAAAAGAAGAUGAACGGGUUCAUAAGAAAGUUGAGAAAAUAUUAGCUGCAAUGCAGGAGUGGAUUGUUACGGAUUAUAGUUCUACAAUUUCAGUCAGAGCACUUAGCACAAACAAUGAUAUUGCUUGGGAUAACGAAGAUCUCUUAAAGAUGGAACUGGUCCCUGAGGAACUUCCCCUGAGGACAGAUAAAUUCUGCAAGCUAGGUGAUGAAGAAAUCAAGGAUUUUGACUGGGAUUUCCCAUUGCUUGAGCCUACAUUAGAACUCAAAUUAAAAGAGGAUGACAAUUAUAUCCAGCUUUUAGAGUAGGAAGUUGAAUGCAUCAAAUGAAAUUUAAACAAUUGCUGGUCCGUUACAAGAUAAAUCAAGCUGAUGAUGAGUCUUAUAGUUCUUUUUUCAGAUAAUGAGAGAUGAUGGCUGAGAAAUGACCAAGAGCCGAGAAACCUCAUGGGCGAGUAGGAUACUUGUUAUGCCAUAAACUCUACAUUUGGCCUGAGUUUCUUCAGUAUUUAGUGAUGAAAAAUACAGUAAUUGUUGAUUUAUUAUCAUUUUCCUUUUUCUCUUCUAA
Messenger RNA from Zingiber officinale, 1355 nucleotides. RefSeq lists its product as uncharacterized. The record is from RefSeq and is a predicted model, not a curated record. The coding region runs from base 443 to 1096 and encodes 217 amino acids. NCBI's taxonomy places the organism in Eukaryota, Viridiplantae, Streptophyta, Magnoliopsida, Zingiberales, Zingiberaceae. The transcript is spliced from 8 exons.